Messenger RNA from Bubalus bubalis (water buffalo), 2353 nucleotides. It is a transcript of the gene KLC3, whose product is annotated as kinesin light chain 3. Gene Ontology annotation, cellular component: kinesin complex; membrane-bounded organelle; cytoplasm. Gene Ontology annotation, biological process: axo-dendritic transport. NCBI's taxonomy places the organism in Eukaryota, Metazoa, Chordata, Mammalia, Artiodactyla, Bovidae. Gene Ontology annotation, molecular function: kinesin binding. The record is from RefSeq and is a predicted model, not a curated record. The coding region runs from base 692 to 2209 and encodes 505 amino acids. The transcript is spliced from 13 exons.
ACUCAGAGCCAGAUUUUUAGCCUAGCCAAUAACGUGAUGUAACAUCAGAUCAGAUCAGUUGCUCAGUCGUGUCCGACUCUUUGCGACCCCAUGAAUCGCAGCACGAUGUAACAUAACAUAGUAAUUAUAAUGUUACAUAAUUUUAAGUCCUGAAAAAUUUUAUUAACGAAAUCAAGCAGAUAAAUGAGGUUGUCUUUCGGUGUAUUUUAGAAGCGGCAAGGAAGGCCUCUCGGAGGAAACGGCCUUUGAAAAAGGACAAACGUCGAGAUCUGUUUGGAGAGAUUUCCAAAGCGGGCGCACAGCCGAGGCGAAGGGCCGGAGGCUGGCUUUGCAAGAAGGCCAUCCGUCUGGGAUGCAAAGUUUCUAAGAUUCCGAGUUUCCAAGAUUCUAGUUUCGCGGAGACUCGCAUUUCCUGAGCGCCUGCAAUCAUCUCGGAUUCGACGUGCCGCAGAGACUACCGGCUAAAUGCGCGCACACGGCUCUGCUAUUCCCGCAGCGCUGGGGCGGCUGGGCUUAACUUUCCAGGAGCGGUGGGCGGGGCCGGUCUCACCUGCGGGGCGGGGCUCCAGGCCGACCCGCCCCCCGGAGGAGCCGCCCGUGGCCGGAGACUCCGGGCGCAGCACCGGGCGGCGGGCGUGCGUGCGCAGCGCGGAGAAGCGGGACUUGGAGCCGUUCGCGGUCAGGAGCAGCCAUGUCCGUGCAGGUGGCGGCCCCAGGAGGCUUGGGGCUCGGCCCGGAGCGCCCAAGCCCCGAGGAGCUGGUGCGGCAGACGCGGCAGGUGGUGAAGGGGCUGGAGGCCCUGCGGGCAGAGCACCGGGGCCUGGCCGGGCACCUAGCGGAGGCCCUGGCGGCCCAGGGCCCGGCGGCUGGCCUGGAGCUGCUGGAAGAGAAGCAGCAGGUGGUGAGCCACUCGCUGGAGGCCAUCGAGCUGGGGCUGGGCGAGGCCCAGGUGCUGCUGGCGCUGUCGGCACACGUGGGCGCGCUGGAGGCGGAGAAGCAGCGGCUGCGAGCGCAGGCCCGGCGGCUGGCCCAGGAGAACGCGUGGCUGCGGGAGGAGCUGGAGGAGACGCAGCGGCGGCUGCGGGCCAGCGAGGAGGCCGUGGCCCAGCUGGAGGAGGAGAAGAGCCACCUGGAGUUCCUGGGGCAGCUUCGGCAGUACGACCCGCCCGCGGAGAGCCAGCAGCCCGAGUCCCCCCCUCGCCGGGACAGCCUGGGCUCCCUGUUCCCCAGUGAGGAGGAGGAGCGGAGAGGUCCCGAGGCAGCGGGGGCCGCGGCGGCCCAGCAGGGUGGCUACGAGAUCCCAGCCCGCCUCCGGACCCUGCACAACCUGGUGAUCCAGUACGCGAGCCAGGGCCGCUACGAGGUGGCCGUGCCGCUGUGCCGCCAGGCCCUGGAAGACCUGGAGCGGAGCUCGGGCCACUGCCACCCCGACGUGGCCACCAUGCUCAACAUCCUGGCGCUGGUGUACCGAGACCAGAACAAGUACAAAGAGGCCACAGACCUGCUCCAUGACGCCCUGCAGAUCCGGGAGCAGACGCUGGGCCCCGAGCACCCUGCGGUGGCCGCCACCCUCAACAACCUGGCCGUCCUCUACGGGAAGCGCGGGCGUUACCGGGAGGCGGAGCCCCUGUGCCAGCGUGCCCUGGAGAUCCGGGAGAAGGUCCUGGGCACUGACCACCCGGAUGUGGCCAAGCAGCUCAACAACCUGGCCCUGCUCUGCCAGAACCAGGGCAAGUUCGAGGAGGUGGAGCGGCACUACGCCCGGGCCCUGAGCAUUUACGAGGCCCUGGGCGGACCCCACGACCCCAACGUGGCCAAGACCAAGAACAACCUGGCCUCAGCCUACCUGAAGCAGAACAAGUACCAGCAGGCGGAAGAGCUGUACAAAGAGAUCCUCCACAGGGAGGCCCUGCCCGCCCCGCUUGGAGCCCCCAACACAGGCACCACCAGUGACGCACAGCAACAGACCCUUCGUCGGAGCAGCUCCUUCUCUAAGCUCCGGGAGUCCAUCCGGCGCGGAAGCGAGAAACUGGUCUCCCGGCUCCGAGGCGAAGGAGCGGCGGGGGCGGCCGGGAUGAAGAGGGCCAUGUCGCUCAGCAUGCUGAACACGGAUGGCUCGAGGGCGCCCGAGAACCAGUUCCCCAGGCAGCACCUGAGCGAGGCCUCGCGGACCCUCAGCGCCAGCACCCAUGACCUGGGCCCCCGCUAGAGGCAACAGGACCACGUGGCUGCAGCUUCUCAGGAGGAGCAGGAGGGGUGGGCGAGGGGAGGGAGUCCUCUCCUCUCCCUGAUGGCUCCCCUUGGCUUGGGCCUCCCUGAGCUCCGCUCGUGAGAUUAAAGGCUGUAGAUCUGG